AUGUCAGGGGCAGAGCAGUACUCUCUGCAAGGGCGCAUCUUGCUAGCCCUCUUCUUCUUGAUCGGCACGUUCACGUUACUCUCGAGAGCGGCCGCGUUCCCGGACUGGACUGACUGUCCAGCAGUAUGCCGUUGCAAGUGGACAUCCGGUAAAAAGUCUGCCUUAUGCCCUGACGCCGGCCUAACCUCGCUCCCGGCCUCGUUGGACCCGGACAUGCAGGUCCUCGACUUGUCCGGGAACAAGAUACCUGCAUUGCAGUCGGAGAUCUUCAAGCGUUCCGGUCUGCUGAAUCUCCAAAGGGUCUUCUUGAGGAACGCUGGUAUCCAUAAGAUCCACGCGGACUCGUUCAGGGACAUGAGGAUCCUGGUGGAGAUCGACCUAUCGGAUAAUCACGUGGAGAUGCUGGAACCAGAUACUUUUCUAGGCAACGAAAGACUGAGGAUCUUAAUCUUAAGCGGGAAUCCUUUGGGUAAUCUGAGGAGUCACCAGUUUCCGGUCUUGCAGCACCUGAGGAACCUGGAGUUGCAGAGGUGUACGUUGUCCGGGAUUCACGGCGAGGCGUUCGUUCACCUGUCCGGCCUAGAGUCGUUGAGGUUAGACCAAAACCGGCUGGAGUACCUGGAGGUGUCGGUGAUAUCGAACCUGCCACGUCUGAAGACCUUAACGCUGGAUGAGAACCAGUGGAGCUGCGACUGUCGACUUCGAGAUUUCCGGACCUGGCUGAUCCCCAAUGGACCCAGCAAACUAUACUCUGUGCCUCAAGUGUGUUCGUCACCGCCGAGGCUCGAGGGCCGCAAGUGGGAGGACGUGAAACCGGUGGAAUUCGCCUGUGAACCCGAAGUGUUCGUGCUGGCUAGCAGCAUUCAGGAAGAGACGAAUGGGAAUCUGAGUCUGGCCUGUCUAGCGACGGGGGAUCCAGAGCCCGAGGUAUGGUGGCAACUGAACGGAGGCCCAGUGAACGCGACCAAAUUAACAGAACAAGCUUACUUGGGAACCUACGUUGCCUAUGCGUCGUCCGACGUUGGCAUGAGCUACAACGAACGACUCUCGUCGCCCAAUAAACUCACCGAUAGGUGGAACAACUUGACUGUCUACAACGCCAGUGAUGGUGAUGCCGGCGAGUAUUCUUGCUUCGCCAAAAAUAUCGCUGGUCUGGCAAGGGAUACCGUCAGUGUAGCGAUUUCGCGGGUGUACACGGCGCCUACACUCUCUCAGAGCGAUAACUGGUUGCUCUGGGUGAGCCUGGCCGGUGGUGGAGCAGCUGCGUUGUGUGCUUCCAUUUCUGCGGUUUUACUGGCCCUGUGCGUGUGUGGUGGGACUCGGCGACAGAGUGCUCGCGAGAAAGUGAAGCUGCAGAGCAGUACCAGUUUCGGUGACCAGGAGAAAAAGCUUCUAGACCUGUCCGUGACGACCACCACUCCUGGAAACAGCAACGACAGAGGCAGUGGUCACGGUAGUAUAAUGGAGGCUUGCAGCACGGGUGACCUGGAACUGGCUGAAAGAGGGUCUAUAUGUGAUCCCAUGAGCGCGGCCACUGUUACCGUAGAGAGACUGCGACCCGAGAUGAGCAGUGGCUCCGUGAGCACUAUGAGAACCGUACCGUGCGCCGCCAUGUUUCCGCCACCGCCGCCAGAGUUCACUAGCGGCGUCCUGCCAGCCGGCAUCUUUGGGAAUAUCUUCAUUUCUGUGUCGAUGCCACAGGAUUCCUCCGAUCGUUGUUAUCCCGAUCUUCUGGACAUUCCCGUUCACGGCACCAGCGGUGUGGUGAACAAAACGACUUCGGCCCUUCCGGCUGCCAGCAGCGUGUCUAGUUUCGCGACUCUGCCGCGACGAGCGCUGCGAUCCAGCGACCUCUGUUCGCCUUACGACAAUAUGGGGCCCCGUGUCACGGCCAACGGGAGUUCCGCGUUCUCGCUGACGGACGUGGACCUGCGAUUAUCGCCACCCCCGCCACCGCGAAUCAUACAACCGCCGCACGAGUUCGUAUCCCUGUGAGGGACGUCCCCAUGCGGCCGGCUUUCGAGCAAAUAGUCGGUAUACUUGUUCAAAGCUCGUCCGUCGCUUUCUUCCCCUCAAAAACAUACCACCAUCAUGUUCAGUCACGCGUCCUCUUCCCCUCGAUCUCGUUCGUUGUGUUUGUCGUCGAUAGUAUUCCAC
Messenger RNA from Eufriesea mexicana, 2157 nucleotides. Its product is annotated as leucine-rich repeat, immunoglobulin-like domain and transmembrane domain-containing protein 3. Bases 1 to 1995 code for a protein of 664 amino acids. The record is from RefSeq and is a predicted model, not a curated record. NCBI's taxonomy places the organism in Eukaryota, Metazoa, Arthropoda, Insecta, Hymenoptera, Apidae. The transcript has a single exon. Gene Ontology annotation, molecular function: protein binding.